Molecule: messenger RNA, 758 nt
Organism: Aaosphaeria arxii CBS 175.79
Lineage: Eukaryota; Fungi; Ascomycota; Dothideomycetes; Pleosporales
Exons: 1
Coding region: 177-677 (166 amino acids)
Source: RefSeq, a predicted model, not a curated record
AACGUGCCGCCAUCCCAGGUCCCGCGUCAAUCCCAACGCACGCCGUCUGUCGCCCUAUGGCCUGACAAUUCGCGCGGAUCCUCCGGCCGCCUCUGCCUAUCCCAUAGCCCACAACCUCGCUCUUGAGAACCCGUCGAACCCGGCGGUGCGGAGAGAGGGGCUUCCCUGACUAGUCGAUGCUAACUUCUGCGGCAGACGGACGCCAGCUUGGUGAAACGUUGUCUGAUGACGUUUGGGAAAUGCCACCUCCCACAACUUCCCCACUUUGUUUUUUAAACCUGGAAAACGGCCAAAAAAACGGGGACGAUGCGAGGGGGGAAAUGGCACACAACCAGGCUGCCUCGCCCACAAACUCAAGACAGCGCAAGAAAGACAAGACCAGGCAAACCAGACGGGUAGUCAAGCAGGCGACAAGGCAACCAAGAGUACACACUAUCAGAUACAGCUUAGUUACUGGCAGACACACUUACAGUACAAGGGUCGACACGCCAAACUUCAGGCCUCCCCUCCAACCCCUCGCCGCCCAUCUGCCCUCAUCUGGAGUGCGCCGCGCAACUGGGUCUCACCUAUUUGCGGCAUUCUGUACAAUCGCAUCCAUCUCUGCUGGGUUAUGUCGCCCACCUCUUUGGAAGCUUCACUUUUCCUAUCGGGCAAUACGUAGUUGUACUGAAUGCUGAGUAAUGUGCACAGCCUGCACCGUUUACCCUAGCCGCGAUUCCUUCCUACCAAGAGCACUCUCUCUCCUAUUCUGUUUUACU